Messenger RNA from Vigna unguiculata (cowpea), 792 nucleotides. Lineage: Eukaryota; Viridiplantae; Streptophyta; Magnoliopsida; Fabales; Fabaceae. The record is from RefSeq and is a predicted model, not a curated record.
AUGGGGGUGGCUACUAAUUUCCAUUCAAAAUGGGUUUCCGUAAAUGUUCUUCUUCUCUGCAUUCUUCUUCACUUCAGUGUUGUCACCGUUGUUGUUGGAGAUGUGAAGCUUGACAAACAAAGAUUCGGAGAUGGGUUGGGCCGUCGUGGUGGUGGAGGCGGUGGUCUUGGCGGCGGUGCCGGUUUUGGUGGCGGGGGAGGAGGUGGACUUGGAGGUGGGUCAGGUCGCGGUGGAGGUUUUGGAGCUGGAGGAGGUGUAGGUGGUGGUGCUGGGGGAGGCAUCGGUGGUGGAGGAGGAGGAGGUGGUGUUGGUGGAAGUAUAGGUGGUGGAGCGGGUGGAGGUGGAGGGGGUGGAGGAGGAGGAGGAGGUGGUGGUGGAUUAGGUGGAGGUUCUGGACACGGGGGAGGAUUUGGUGGUGGUGUUGGCGUAGGAGGUGGUGUUGGUGGGGGAAUUGGUGGCGGUGGAGGAGGUGGUAGUGGUGGAGGUGGGGGAAUAGGUGGAGGUUCAGGUCAUGGUGGUGGGUUUGGAGCAGGAGGUGGUGUAGGGGGUGGAGGAAUUGGUGGAGGAGGGGGAGGUGGCGGUGGAGGAGGUGGAGGUGGAGGAGGUGGGAUAGGUGGAGGUUCGGGGCAUGGUGGAGGGUUUGGUGCAGGAGGAGGAGGAGGAGGAGGUCGUGGCGGUGGUGGAGGGAUUGGUAUUGGAAUUGGCAUUGGAGUAGGAAUCGGAGUUGGAGGUGGUAAAGGUAGUGGCUCUGGUGUUGGUGUUGGUGUCGGAGGAGGUGGCGGUAAACAUUAA